Molecule: messenger RNA, 6678 nt
Organism: Haplochromis burtoni (Burton's mouthbrooder)
Lineage: Eukaryota; Metazoa; Chordata; Actinopteri; Cichliformes; Cichlidae
Product: calcium-activated potassium channel subunit alpha-1
Biological process (GO): transmembrane transport; potassium ion transport
Cellular component (GO): postsynaptic membrane
Molecular function (GO): large conductance calcium-activated potassium channel activity
Source: RefSeq, a predicted model, not a curated record
AAAGGCUCCAGACAGCCUUAGAUUGAUGUUAAAGCUCCAUAUAAAGAUACAGGACACCAAUAAGAGAAUUUCAUUUUCGUCAGUUUGCCCCACCUUAUUAUGGAAAUACAGUUUGAAAUUUGAUUAUAGUUUAGGAACAUAGAUCUAAUGUACAAAACUAAAACGUCCGUACAAAAUUAAGGGUUUAAAAGCACGGUGGCUCUAACCAUAAAGUUACAACCAUCAAAAAUUGAUGAAGCGGUCACUAUAAAUAACCAGACAUCAAGAUAAGCAUCGACGUCUGCUAUUGAUGGCUCCUCCCCCGCUACCUGUAAAUCUGCGAUGCCAUCUUCCAACAAAUGGAUGUGACAGAGGGAGUCGGAGAACGAGAAUUGCGUACAAGAAUAAAACGGUCAUUUUUUUUUCCAACCCAAACGAUAUAUCCGUAAAGGAAACGACAAACUGAGGCCUUUGACGCGAGGACGACAUUCAACAGUGCGCGGUGCUGAGCUCAAGUAGCGGACCUGCUGAAGGCUACGCUGUAAAAAAACAAAAAACAAGGUGGGGGAGUGAGUGAAUCGACUGGCGACGACAGCACGCCUCUUCAGUGUUAUCAUAACGCCGCUGCAGUUUCAUCCAUCGGAUCUGUGAGAAAACCGUGAGUUUUGAGGAGUUUGAACAAGAAAUUUGAUUUUUACGCACACGUCUAACGGAUGACGCGCAAUCCCGGCCACGAACGCGCAUCGUGAGGCGCACGACUGAGAUCUUAAUUUCAAAAGAAGUUUGGGGUUUUUUUUUGUUUUUUUAAAUUGCGAGUGUGGCUCUUGUGGACUUUAACUUUUACAUCUUUGCUUAGAGUGAAGCCAGAUGAGAUGGAAGAGGAGCGGAAGGUGGUUGGCUGAACAUGCCUGAGCCGUUGUGGCAUCAGGGGGCGCUGGCUGGAGCUCCCCAAAGGCCCUGAAUCCCAGUUGAGUUUGUUUGUUUUUAGGGGCUGGCAGGUGACCAGAAGUCGGUAAUGCCGAAAAACAGGGAGAGAUUCAACCCGGACCCAUCCAUCCACAUAUCCAAGAUGAAUGUGAUCAUCCCGUUCUCACCAGAUGUGCCCUGUGAUAACAACGGCCAGCGGAUGUGGUGGGCUUUCCUCGCCUCUUCCAUGGUCACUUUCUUUGGGGGUCUCUUCAUAAUCCUGCUGUGGAGAACUCUGAAAUACCUGUGGACCGUAUGCUGCCACUGUAACGCCAAAAAGAAGGAGGUCCAUCGGAUCACCACAGGCGAUGGUAUUAAACGCACAGACAAGGAUGAUGCCGCGGCCAGCGAGGUGGGCUGGAUGACCUCGGUCAAAGAUUGGGCCGGAGUCAUGAUAUCUGCUCAGACGCUGACAGGAAGAGUCCUGGUGGUGCUCGUUUUUGCACUCAGCAUCGGAGCCCUUGUGAUAUACUUCAUAGAUUCCUCUGAUCCCAUCGAGUCCUGUCAGAACUUCUACAAAGACUUCACGUUGCAGAUUGACAUGGCAUUCAACGUCUUCUUCUUGCUCUACUUUGGCCUCCGUUUUAUUGCUGCCAAUGACAAGCUGUGGUUCUGGCUGGAGGUGAACUCUGUGGUGGACUUCUUCACCGUUCCUCCAGUGUUUGUGUCAGUGUACCUGAACAGGAGCUGGCUUGGUUUGAGGUUUUUAAGGGCCUUAAGAUUGAUACAGUUCUCAGAAAUUUUACAGUUUUUGAAUAUACUAAAGACAAGCAACUCGAUUAAGCUGGUGAACCUGUGUUCAAUCUUCAUAAGCACAUGGCUAACUGCAGCAGGGUUCAUUCAUUUGGUGGAAAACUCAGGGGAUCCUUGGGAAAACUUCCAAAAUUCCCAGGCACUUUCCUACUGGGAAUGUGUCUACUUACUCAUGGUUACAAUGUCCACUGUUGGCUAUGGAGACGUGUAUGCAAAAACCACCCUGGGCCGCCUGUUUAUGGUCUUCUUCAUCCUUGGUGGUUUGGCCAUGUUUGCAAGCUACGUCCCUGAAAUCAUAGAGUUAAUAGGAAACCGCAAGAAAUAUGGUGGUUCCUAUAGUGCGGUUAAUGGGAGAAAGCACAUCGUGGUUUGUGGUCACAUAACACUUGAAAGUGUAUCCAACUUUCUAAAAGACUUCCUACACAAGGACAGGGAUGAUGUCAAUGUAGAAAUUGUUUUUCUCCAUAAUAUUUCCCCUAAUCUUGAGCUGGAAGCCUUGUUCAAGCGCCACUUCACCCAGGUAGAGUUUUACCAAGGAUCUGUCCUAAAUCCACACGACCUGGCCAGAGUCAAGAUUGAAUCAGCUGAUGCCUGCUUGAUCUUAGCCAACAAAUACUGCGCUGACCCCGAUGCCGAGGAUGCAUCCAACAUCAUGAGAGUAAUAUCCAUCAAGAACUACCACCCAAAGAUCAGGAUAAUCACUCAAAUGUUGCAGUACCACAAUAAGGCCCACCUUUUGAACAUCCCAAGCUGGAACUGGAAGGAGGGAGAUGACGCCAUUUGCCUUGCAGAACUCAAGCUCGGAUUCAUCGCCCAGAGCUGCCUGGCUCAGGGCCUCUCGACCAUGCUGGCCAACCUUUUCUCCAUGAGGUCCUUCAUCAAGAUUGAGGAGGAUACAUGGCAGAAGUAUUACCUUGAAGGAGUAGCCAAUGAAAUGUACACAGAGUACCUGUCCAGUGCCUUUGUGGGUCUGUCCUUCCCAGUAAUUUGCGAACUCUGCUAUGUGAAGCUAAAGCUGCUGCUGAUAGCUAUAGAGUACAAGUCUGAUCAAGGGGAAAGCAGCACCCUGAUAAACCCUGGAAACCACGUGAAAAUGCAGGAGGGGACCUUGGGCUUCUUUAUUGCCAGCGAUGCCAAAGAAGUAAAGAGGGCACUGUUUUAUUGUAAGGCCUGCCACGAUGACAUAACUGAUCCCAAAAGGAUAAAGAAAUGUGGAUGCAAGAAAUUGAUAUAUUUUCAAGAGGACCAACAAUCAGCACUAUCACCCAAAAAAAAGCAACGUAAUGGAGGCAUGAGGAAUUCUCCAAACUCCUCACCUAAGAUUAUGAGACAUGACCCACUCCUCAUCCUGGGAAACGAGCAGAUUGAGAGCAUGGACGAGAACGUAAAGAAAUAUGACUCCACGGGGAUGUUUCACUGGUGCCCGUCCAAAGACAUUGAGAAGGUCAUCUUGACACGGAGUGAGGCAGCCAUGACUGUUCUGAGCGGUCAUGUGGUCGUGUGCAUAUUUGGAGACGUGAAAUCAGCGCUGAUCGGUGUCCGAAACUUUGUGAUGCCUCUGAGAGCAAGCAACUUUCACUACCAUGAGCUGAAGCAUAUUGUGUUUGUCGGCUCCCUUGAGUAUCUGAAGCGGGAAUGGGAAACUCUGCAUAAUUUCCCCAAAGUCUCCAUUCUGCCUGGCACACCGUUGAGUAGGGCAGAUCUGAGGGCUGUCAACAUCAACCUCUGCGACAUGUGUGUCAUUCUGUCAGCCAAUCAGAACAAUAUUGACGAUGCAUCACUGCAGGACAAAGAAUGCAUCUUGGCGUCACUCAACAUCAAAUCUAUGCAGUUUGAUGACAGCAUCGGGGUCUUGCAGGCUAAUUCUCAAGGCUUCACACCACCAGGAAUGGAUAGAUCAUCUCCUGAGAAUAGUCCAGUCCAUGGACUGGUGAGGCAGACCUCUGUCACCACUGGAGCAAAUAUCCCCAUCAUAACAGAACUAGCGCCAUUAGCAAAGCCAGGCAAAAAACUGCCUGUGAUUUCAUUCAGUCAGGAUAAAAGCAGUGGGACCAGCAUACAAAUGAUAACUGAGCUGGUGAAUGACUCGAAUGUUCAGUUCCUGGAUCAAGAUGAUGACGACGACCCAGACACAGAGUUGUACCUCACACAGCCUUUUGCCUGUGGGACAGCAUUUGCAGUCAGUGUGCUGGAUUCCUUAAUGAGUGCGACAUACUUCAAUGAUAAUAUCCUCACCUUGAUCCGGACGCUGGUAACGGGCGGGGCGACACCGGAGCUGGAGGGGCUGCUGGCAGAGGAGAAUGCAUUAAGAGGUGGCUACAGCACACCACAGACCCUGGCAAACAGGGACAGGUGUCGCGUGGCACAGCUGGCCUUGUACGAUGGGCCCUUUGCCGACCUCGGGGAUGGUGGUUGUUAUGGUGACCUGUUUUGUAAAGCCCUAAAAACUUAUAACAUGUUGUGUUUUGGCAUCUAUCGGCUACGAGACGCACAUCUAAACACACAAAGCCAGUGUACCAAACGAUAUGUCAUAACCAAUCCACCAUAUGCAUUUGAGCUGGUGCCCUCAGACCUGAUAUUCUGCCUGAUGCAGUUUGACCACAACGCUGGCCAGUCUCGAACCAGCCUCUCCCAUUCUUCCCAUUCAUCCCAUUCUUCAAGCAAAAAGAGUUCCUCCGUCCACUCUAUCCCCACCACCAACCGCACCAACCGAGCCAAAAGCAGGGACUCGCGAGACAAACAAAAUGCAACAAGGAUAAGUAGAGUUGGCCAAGAAAAGACAUGGUUUACAGAUGAGCAACAGAAUACCCACCAGAGGACCAUAAAGCUCAAGCCUGUGAAUACUCUCGCCGUCAAUCACAUCAGUCGAUAUACUACAUCCGCAAGCAGCUUGAUUCCACCCAUCAGAGAAGCAGAGCACAAGCGCUGAGUUCUGGACGCGUGCUGGUUAUUGGACUCCUAGAAGACUCAUCGUGUAGGCGUCCGUCCGGAAUCUGAGAUAUCGCCUCAUCUGCAAACGCAAAUCAUCAUUUUUUUCAUCGUAUAAGGCGAACAUGUACUGCUUUCGUCAUUCACCUCUGCAGCAAGUUUAUUUUACGUAAUCUUCAUUAAAGACAAUCGUUGUCAAAUAUCACAGUCACUCAGCUAUUAGUUUGCACAGCUAACCUUUAGCAGUGGCCAGACUCCAUGACUUUUUUGGUUUAUUUUGGGGAAUGAUGGUCACGUCAACAAGAAAAGCAAUGUUAAAAAAACAGAAUAACUACUUCUAAUACUGCUAAAAGGGGUGUUUAUUAGGAUUAAUGGAUCAAGUUUUGCAAUUGUAAAAGUUGCCUUCUUAGCUGUGUAUGAACAACUACUACUACUUCUGCAUUUACGUUAACCAAUGUUGCAGAGUUAGUCUGUACAGUAUGUUUAAAAUGUGUAUUUUACACCCAGCUGCAACCCCACCACAAUGGCAUUGUUAGUGACUGACUCUCAGUGAUUCCUUUGCCAUUUGGAGCUAAUUCACAACAUUUGUGACAGUUACGACGGCCAGUGUCCAUAUGUAAAUGGCAUUUGGGUCCAGCCUUAUCUGAAUCCAUUUAUGUUUGUCUUAUUUUUUUUUGCCUUUUUUCAGGUGUUAUAAAUGUUUUCAUGUUGCUAUUUCAAGUUGUCCAAAACCCCGGAAGUGUUAACAAGUACUUGCAUCUGCAAAUUUUCUUUUUGUUUUUUAAUAGCCAAAUAUGAUAGAGCUGUUUUUGUUGGGUUUUUUAAAAAUUUUGGUUAUAUUAUAAAACAACCAAAAAUCCAAAGGUUUGUUCAUUUUACAUUUAUCCAUUUACUUAAGUCACUAUAAACAGCUAAGCCAAAUGCUAUGACCAUAUAUGAUAUACUUGUAGGUAAGAUGAAUGUAAAAGCCACAUAUCGCAUAAAGUGGGCAUCAUUUAAGUCCUCCUUUGGCUGUAAGCACUGCCUGACACAGGAUUGUCUUGGAGGCCAUUAAGCAACUUGUAUGUUCUCCAUGACCAAUCUUAAUGCCAUAAACAGACAUGAUUUUUGUUGAUGCAUGAAGAACAGCUCUAUCAUAAAAAAAAACAAAACCCUGAAUUUUUGGCUAUUUGGUUUUUUUUUGGAAUACUUUGUUUUGUUUACCUCCUCAAUGACUGAUUACAUAUCUUUCAUAUCCACUUGCUUCUAAUAAAGCACCAAUCAUUUGUUUCUGUUUGGAAGCACAGAAUAAUGUGUGUGGUGUUAUUAAUCAUGUCUUAUUUUAAUAAUGAAUCACAGCUAUACUGGCACUGUUGUCACUUUACUUUAGGAUCAAUGAGGGGGAAGGAAAGGUAAAAAAAAAAAAAGAGCAAAGAAAAGCACAUAUUGCUCCAUGAAUUUCUCGAUCCAUAUAUGACACAUAACAGUCCAGCCUAGGAUUCAUGUUGGAUGUAAAAUGAGAGAGGUUGUGACAUUUUUACUGGCACAGAGGAAACCCAAGCUGUCCAUCCCUCAGUGCCAGUAAUGUGCCAGGCAGUGCUGAAGCCAAUGGAGGACUCUAGGAAGACCCACUGCUGCGAAAAGAGGCUUCUAGUUUAGCGUUCUUAAAAAUUCACUGGAGAUAGCUACGACUGUCGCAAACAGUCUGAGAAGUCUUAAAACUUUUUUUCUUCUAAAUCAAUCCAUCAUCAAGAGCAGCGCCUGAAAGCAAUUCAGUUGUAUGUAAAUGUGUAAAGCUUAAUGUGAAGUAUUUUUUUUCUAGUGUGUUCCCGUUUGACAGUACCUGUGGGGUUGAGAGACAUUCAACAUUGCAGUCUAGUCUGUAUUAUUUUGUGCUUUUUUUUUUUUUUAGCACAUCGACAAUGCCAGUGCUAAGUUGAUAUUUCUGACUAUGUCAUCAUACACAAUAAUAAAAACUGUUUAUUGUCUUGUACAAAUAGCCUUGUAUAUAAAUUGUACAUGAUUUCAUUUUGUAUUUUCACAAAUUAAAAGCAGAUGUAUUGUGUUCUAUAA